Molecule: messenger RNA, 1200 nt
Organism: Geodia barretti
Lineage: Eukaryota; Metazoa; Porifera; Demospongiae; Tetractinellida; Geodiidae
Source: the annotation of a GenBank genome assembly
AUGGAUUCCGGGUUGAAAGGUAGGGGCGGUGCCGGAUUCUCGACGGGCUUGAAAUGGAGUUUCGUUCCGAAAGAUAUAAAGCCGUGUUACCUCUGUUGCAACGCUGACGAAAGUGAGCCAGGAACGUUCAGUAACCGCUACGUUUUGGAAAAGAAUCCACACCUAUUGAUUGAAGGCAUCCUGAUUUGCUGCUAUGCAAUGGGCAUCGAGACAGCUUAUAUCUACAUUCGGGGUGAAUUCACCCUUGGGAAAAAGAUGUUGGAUGCCGCUAUCAAGGAGGCAUACGAAAAGGGAUACCUCGGCAAAGACAUUCGUGGUACAGGACUCAACGUUGACAUCUAUUCACACCCAGGAGCCGGUGCCUAUAUCUGUGGCGAGGAGACGGGACUCAUUGAAUCGCUUGAAGGCAAACGUGGGCAACCUCGGAACAAACCCCCGUUCCCUGCUGUUGCAGGUGUGUUUGGAAAGCCAACCGUGGUACAGAAUGUUGAGACAUUGUGUAACCUGCCUUUUAUCGUUGGCAACGGCGUUGAAUGGUACACCCAAAUGGGACCAACUCCUAACACGGGCACGAAGCUUUAUUGCAUCAGUGGUGACGUUAACGAACCCGGCGUUUAUGAACUUGAGCUCGGCUUGACAUGUUCAGAACUUAUUGAAGUUGCAGGUGGACUGCGCGGCGAAGAGGUGAAAGCAGUUAUACCUGGUGGUAGUUCUGCACCGAUUUUAACGCACUAUGAGUUGGACACACGACUCGAUUUUACUGCACUCACGCUUGCCAAAUCGAUGCUCGGUUCCGGCGGCAUCAUUGUCAUGAACGAGACUCGGAAUAUCGUCGAUUGCCUGCUCAAUAUCAUGAAGUUCUACGCGCACGAAUCUUGUGGACAGUGCACACCGUGCCGCUGGGGGACCCCGUGGGUGCGAGAUAUUGUCCAACGGAUUGCCGAUGGAAACGGGCAAAAAAAAAGUGUCGCCAAUAACAUCGCGAAUGUGGAUACGAUGACCUGGAAUACGAUUUGUGUUUUUGGCAUCGCGGUUUCCUGGCCCGCCGUGAGUUAUAUGCGUAAGUUCCGCCCCGAAUUUGAAGCCGCCCUCCGAGAAGGUAAACUCGUCACCCUACCGGUUGCUGAGGCGACCGUACCACCGGAGGAAAAUUACGCGUAUCAACAGCGAUUUGUUCCGAAAGAGUUCGCUGACCUGUAG